AUGGACUCUACUCCAAGAGCUUUACCCACUGGCGGGUGCAACUUUCGUGAUCUCGCCCAGGCCGGUAUCGCCCUCACUUGCGGCUGUCAAAAAUUCUGGCGCAGGAAACGAAGGAGGGGAAGAAAAAUCACAGAAUCAGCGGGAGGAGGAGGAGGAGGAGGAGGAGGAGGAGGAGGAGGGGAAGGAAGAACUAAACAAUCCCACAAUGAGGGGUUCAAUGGAAAAGAAAUCAGUAGGGUCGGUCGCUUCGGCGAGGAGAAGGAUGGUGAUAGUCUUCGAGGAUUUUCCUCUUUCGCUGAUGACGACAGCGACUCCGACAAGUCUGAAGAGGAUUGCCGAUGUGGUCAUCACGCCUGUUUCCAUUCCUUUGAACGAACUGCUCCGCUCCCUACCCUCCCUGCCCAUUCUCAAUCUACUGGGCGGCGUUAUUCUCUUCAGAUUUCUGACACCCAAGCCUCUCUGCGACUCGACAAUUCUGCAUCAAAUGUGGCUCCCAGCGGAUUCUCGAUAAGUUCCAGUGCGACUAAAACGGAACGCGACUACACAAUGGCCGAACCAAGUCAAUCGGUUCUAGCUACUCGGCCUUUCAAACAAAAUCAUAUGUACCAGCCUUCCCAGGUGGGAACAGAGUUGCCUGCUUCAAAAUCUAACUCACAGGUCACUACUACUGGGAAAGGUGAUGGAUUAAGGAGAGGUGAUGGAUUAGGUGAUCUUCUACAAAGAUUCCAGUCAAUCCUAGAAAACCUGGUGUCAAGAAUAGACCAGCAAGCUCCGGGAAAUGCUGCAGGGAUUGCUGAGAUCAAUUCGAAGUUGACAAAGCUGAUUGAGCUCAAUGAGAAGCUAGAAAAUUCAUCAAGGUCUCAUACUGAACGUUUAGAAACAAUGGAAACAUACGUUGCCGUUCUGGAAGAAGUCCGCGAUAAGAUUGAUUUGAUGGAAGAUCGUGCAAAUGAAGUGGAUGAAAAGAUUUUCAGCUUCGAAAAUCGACUAGAUGAUCGUUUGGUCACAAUCGAGUCCCGUCUUCAAAAGAGCCGGGAGAAGAGAAAGCUUCGAGAGAGGGAGUUUGAUGAGGAUGGAUCAGUUCGAAUUCCAAAGCGACGUAAAGGGGGACGAGGAAAUGAACAUGAAGCGCUGCCUGAAAAAACCAGCCAAUUAGACAUUAGACCCGCAGUCACAGCAAGCUUUAACACGACUACCAGCACAUCGAGCAGUCUUUGCACAGCUACUUCGGCAGACAGAGAUUCACGCAAAAUAACUUCUUCACUCUUGGAACGCCUAGAGUCACGUCUGGUCAAAAUGGAGAAGAAUGCGGGCCCCUCUCCUCAAUCGCCCUGGGUGAUAGAGGUUGUAAUGCUUCCGCCGGCAGCACUGAGGGGAAUUUGGAACGACGGGACUGAAUUUGGUGGGUAUGAAAGUAGUAACCCACAGUCGGUCAGUACGUUCUCUGGGGCCUGCUCUCGAAGGAAGUCCAACGAUUUUAGCGACGGACCUAUCCCUCGGAGCUUUGGCGUGAACUCUCGCUUGUAUCGCAGACUAGGAACCAGAGGCUUUGUCAAGCAUAUCAAUGUUCUGGGACCUACAGCUCAAGACGUAGCAGCUGCGGUGGAUUUAAACUUUGGCAGACUGAUCACUUGGUGCCAUUCUUUCUAUACUCCCGAUGAGAGCGCAUCCCCCCGGCUCCCUUCACAAUAUCAGAGGGUGAGUCUCGGAUGGCAGCCACUCAGAAAGGUCCACAAACAAACAAACUUGGAAUUCCUGAAGCCAGGUGAGAUGAUGGAAAUUAUGUGGACAGCCGACUUCCUCAAGGGAAGUUGUAUCAUGAAAGGCCGCAGAGCGGUGCUUUACAUCACACCACUACUUCCUACACACCCUUCGCCGAUUUCAUCUAUCUCAUGGAACGACAUAAAAACCCUCCCGGAGUAUAUAGCUGUCGCAGAGCCUGAUAAAGAUACAAAACCACCGACCAACCUACAACCCGAUCCCGAAGAUACCGACGAUCCUUGGGCGUGGAAAGAAACGCUCGAUGAUAUUUCUGAAGAGCAACCAGCUUCACCAUCCGUAAGAUCCGUAAGAUCCGUAGCCUCAUGGAGCUCAUUCGGACCAUUCCAAUUGGAAGAUGAAGCACGCGCCCAGCUUGCAGUGGACGAUGAAGAGGAGGAGCCACAACUGAAAACACCUUCUCCAGCGAACUUGGUUGAUUCUGGAUUGAAUGAUUGUAAUUCGUCGGGACCACCGUCCCCGCCGAUAUCGUUCUCGAAUAAAAAAGUCAAGCAUUCAUCACCGCGCCAAGAAAGCGGUAGUCGAGUCCGCGAAGAAAAGACGACGAGGAGACACUUGCGACGACAAAAAAAGCGGAAGGAGCCGCAAGACUCUCUGAUGGACGAAGUCGCGGCUGGCAUAGAAGGCCUGACGCCAACAUUGACGACAACAACGAGAAGUAGCAUACGCCAAUCGAGUUCAAUAGCCACAAGUGGAAAAAGCAGUAUUGCACGAGACUCCUGGUUAUCUAGCUUAUCUCCACUCUCGUUUUCAGCCGUACAGGCGAGCCCGAGAACCUUGGGAUGGGUGAACGAUAACACAAUUCCAGAGGACUUCGAAGAGGAAGAGUAUUCUUCCGAAGAGAAAGAGGAAAACGCGAGCGGGGAUGGUACGGUGGAGGAUCCUAUAGAUAUAAACUAA
Messenger RNA from Morchella sextelata, 2679 nucleotides. RefSeq lists its product as uncharacterized. Bases 1 to 2679 code for a protein of 892 amino acids. The transcript has a single exon. The record is from RefSeq and is a predicted model, not a curated record. NCBI's taxonomy places the organism in Eukaryota, Fungi, Ascomycota, Pezizomycetes, Pezizales, Morchellaceae.